Messenger RNA from Prunus armeniaca (apricot), 567 nucleotides. The record is from the annotation of a GenBank genome assembly. NCBI's taxonomy places the organism in Eukaryota, Viridiplantae, Streptophyta, Magnoliopsida, Rosales, Rosaceae.
AUGGGAAUUGCCGAUAGCCAGGUCAAUCGGCAGAUAACGCCCCUGCUUAGCUUUUCCGGGGACCUAGUCCAGCCAGUCGGUAGUAUCAAUCUACCCAUCGCCUUCAGCGUUGCCCCUCGAAAAACAAUGAUAUAUGACCAGUUUCUCAUUGUUGACUGCCCAACGGCAUAUAACGUCAUCGUAGGACGAACGACACUCACCGGAAUCAAAGCGCACCUGUCCCUACACAUGUUGCUGAUGAAGUUCCUAACCUGCAACGGUACAAGCACUGUCCGAGGAGACCAACUCAGGGCACGAACGUGCUAUGCGACGACAUUAAAAUCAGUAGCCACUAAACCUCAUAAGGAGACCAUGUCCGUCUUGGGGGCACCAAAUUGUAACAGGGCCAUUGAUGACCCAAGGGACGAGACACCGACACUGCAGGCACAACUCGCCGAAGAACUGGAAAUGGUAAUACUAAAUGAGGAGCAACCUGAUCGGUGCGUCAAGAUCGGUACCUCCCUCGCCCCAUCCCUCCGAACGCAGUUCAUUGACUUCUUGCGGCACCAUGCGGAGGUCUUCGCCUGA